AGCACACUGCUCUGCCUUUUUACCGCUAGACCUGUGUGCUGCGCGGAGCUAAGGCCUUCAGUGUCCCCUUCCUCACCCAGGUUACUCACAGAAUGGAAUCCCAGCGGGAACUCGCAGAGGAACUGCGGCUUUACCAAUCCACCCUUCUUCAGGAUGGUCUAAGAGAUCUCCUGGAUGAGAAAAAAUUCAUCGACUGCACCCUAAAAGCUGGCGACAAAAGUAUUCCGUGCCACAGAUUGAUUUUGUCAGCGUGUAGUCCUUACUUCCGUGAGUAUUUUUUAUCUGACAUUGAUGAGGCGAAAAAAAAGGAGGUAGUGCUAGAUAAUGUGGAUUCCGCCAUCCUGGAUCUAAUCAUCAAGUACCUCUACUCCGCCAGUAUUGAUCUCAACGACGGAAACGUGCAAGACAUUUUUGCACUGGCCAGCCGCUUUCAGAUCCCCUCAGUGUUCACUGUCUGUGUCUCUUACCUUCAGAAAAGACUGGCUCCUGGUAACUGUCUAGCCAUCCUGAGAUUAGGACUUCUCCUGGACUGCCCAAGACUUGCCAUCUCUGCCCGGGAAUUUGUGUCUGAUCGCUUUGUACAGAUUUGUAAGGAAGAGGACUUCAUGCAACUGUCUCCACAGGAAUUGAUCUCCGUCAUUUCAAAUGACAGCCUCAAUGUAGAAAAGGAAGAAGCGGUGUUUGAGGCAGUGAUGAAAUGGGUGCGAACAGACAAAGAAAGAGUGAAAAGCCUUAGCGAAGUGUUUGAUUGUAUCCGUUUUCGCCUUAUGACAGAAAAAUAUUUCAAAGAUCACGUUGAGAAAGAUGAUAUAAUUAAAAGCAACCCAGAACUCCAGAAAAAAAUCAAGGUUCUCAAAGAUGCUUUCGCAGGCAAACUUCCAGAACCUAGCAAAAAUGCAGAGAAGGCUGGGGAUGGUGAGGUGAAUGGAGAUGUUGGUGAUGAAGAUUUACUUCCUGGGUACCUGAAUGACAUUCCCAGGCAUGGAAUGUUUGUCAAAGACCUCAUCCUCUUGGUUAAUGACACAGCUGCAGUGGCUUAUGAUCCCACAGAAAAUGAAUGCUACCUUACUGCAUUGGCUGAACAGAUUCCCAGAAAUCAUUCCAGCAUCGUUACCCAACAAAAUCAGGUAUAUGUGGUAGGAGGACUAUAUGUGGAUGAAGAAAAUAAGGAUCAACCUCUACAGUCAUACUUCUUCCAGCUUGAUACCGUUGCAUCUGAGUGGAUUGGACUUCCACCUCUGCCUUCAGCGAGGUGUCUCUUCGGUCUGGGAGAGGCAGAUGACAAAAUCUAUGUAGUUGCAGGCAAAGACCUUCAAACGGAGGGUUCGCUGGACUCAGUAUUAUGCUAUGAUCCUGUGGCUGCAAAAUGGAAUGAAGUAAAAAAACUUCCUAUCAAAGUCUAUGGCCAUAAUGUGGUUUCACAUAAGGGGAUGAUAUACUGUCUGGGAGGAAAGACGGAUGACAAAAAGUGUACAAACAGAGUAUUUAUCUACAACCCCAAAAAAGGAGACUGGAAAGAUAUGCCUCCAAUGAAAACCCCACGUUCGAUGUUCGGAGUGGCUAUCCAUAAAGGCAAAAUUGUGGUUGCAGGAGGUGUCACUGAAGAUGGUCUUUCAGCAUCUGUUGAAGCUUUUGACCUCACAACCAAUAAAUGGGAAGCAAUGACCGAAUUUCCCCAGGAAAGAAGUUCCAUCAGUUUGGUGAGUCUGGCUGGAUCCUUGUAUGCCAUCAGUGGUUUUGCCAUGAUUCAGCUGGAGUCCAAAGAGUUUGCACCCACUGAAGUCAAUGAUAUAUGGAAGUAUGAAGAUGAUAAAAAGGAAUGGGCUGGGAUGUUGAAGGAAAUACGUUAUGCUUCAGGAGCUAGUUGCCUCGCAACACGUUUAAAUCUCUUCAAAGUGUCUAAACUGUAAACAAGAAGGUGAAAAAAUGUAAUAGAUUGGGAGGUGGUUUGUUUGGAUAACAGGACUUUAAUUUAUUGGGUUUUUUUUAAAGCCUAUACAGAGAUCCAUGUAGAAAUUAUCCACUAAGUUACUGUGCAAGAGGUUAGCAGUGGGUAUCAAAACCUCAGAGACACUGAAUCUUCAAUGUAAGGAUCAUAUCUUAAAACCAUUUUCUAAUGAGAAAUUAAAUAUUAAUUUGAACAGAU
This is a messenger RNA of Eptesicus fuscus (big brown bat), 2146 nucleotides long. It is a transcript of the gene KLHL41, whose product is annotated as kelch like family member 41. The record is from RefSeq and is a predicted model, not a curated record. The coding region runs from base 93 to 1910 and encodes 605 amino acids. Gene Ontology annotation, molecular function: protein binding. NCBI's taxonomy places the organism in Eukaryota, Metazoa, Chordata, Mammalia, Chiroptera, Vespertilionidae. The transcript is spliced from 6 exons.